Messenger RNA from Ceutorhynchus assimilis (cabbage seed weevil), 1100 nucleotides. Lineage: Eukaryota; Metazoa; Arthropoda; Insecta; Coleoptera; Curculionidae. The record is from the annotation of a GenBank genome assembly.
CCGACAAAUUGUUUUGACGUUUACAAAAAAGAAAAAAGUUGACCCCGUUUUCAUAUUUUUAAAAUAGUAUUUGCUAAUUUAUAAAAAAAUAGUUAAAUAAUAAAUAAAAUGAUUCGCUUUAUAUUAAUCCAAAAUAGAGCCGGAAAAACUCGUCUAGCAAAGUGGUACAUGAAUUUCGACGAUGACGAAAAGCAAAAGCUAAUCGAAGAAGUGCACGCAGUAGUUACAGUACGAGACGCUAAACAUACCAAUUUUGUUGAGUUCCGAAACUUCAAAAUCGUCUAUCGUCGCUAUGCCGGCUUAUACUUCUGUAUCUGCGUAGAUGUCAACGACAACAACCUAUGUUACCUCGAAGCAAUUCAUAAUUUCGUAGAAGUACUAAACGAAUACUUUCAUAAUGUAUGCGAAUUAGAUUUGGUAUUUAAUUUUUACAAAGUGUACACAGUCGUAGAUGAAAUGUUCUUGGCGGGUGAAAUUAGAGAAACUUCUCAAACCAAAGUUCUUAAGCAAUUGUUAAUGUUGAACUCAUUAGAAUAAGUUUUUAAGUAAGGCUGUAUGUUCUAUUGUAUUUAGAUGUUGAUGUAUUAUGUAUUAUAAUGAUUAUUUUUUAUGUAAGGCUAUGUGUAAUAAAUAGUCAGAUUUGUGACUAUGAAAAUGAACAAAAAUAGAUGUUAGGCAAUUAUCUGUCCACAUUAAAAGAAGCUUGGAAGUUAAACCUGUUAAGUGACAAAUUGCCAGUUUUGAUAUUGUUUGAAGAAUUUUGUAACAUUCAAAUGUAAGUUACUUAACAGCUCUCAUUUUUUAUUUCUCCAAAUCUUAAAUUCAAGAAAAAUAUUUAUUCCUAUUUGUUUAAUGUAAAAUAAUGUAUCAAAUCAGUAAUUUCAAAUUCUAUGUAUAUGAUAAUACCUAAUAUUUAAUACUCGAAUGAAUAAUGUUAAUUAUUUAGUACACAUAAUUUAUAAUAAUAAUUAUUAUUCUUAGGUAUUGUAUUUUGCAUUCCAUGAAAUAUUUGUUUGUUGGCUGUUUAUAUAGAUAAAAAUGUGUGUUUCUUAUUUUUCUUUUAUAAGAAAUUAAUUACAACUUCUGCCUGAAGAUGAAUA